AUGGAGUGCCAUACAGAGCUGUACGCCAUGUGUGCUGCCAUCUGUCAUUUUAGAGACACAGACGAAGAGAAACAACUCUACAUCUACACUGACCACGCCCCCUGGCGGCGCUGUUCGAAAAAUGUACCCCAAACAGGUCUCUUAGACAAUGGAAAUAGUCCAGCGAUUGACGAUAACAAUUGUCUGUCACAGAGAGGUUUAAAUACUUUAGACUGGGGAAAAAAUGGUUUAGCAUCAUCACUGGGUGAUGCCAUUUUUAUAUGGAAUGGAUCAAAAGAGAUUCAGAAAAUUACAGCUUUUGACGAAACAAAUCAAGAAAUGUUUGCCACAGCACUGAAGUGGAAUAAGAACGGUAAUCAUCUCGCAAUAGGAAUAGAGAGAUCCUGUAUUCAGGUGUGGAAUGCAACAUCACUUAAGAAAGUCCAAGAAAUGUGGUGUGCAUGUGCAGCCAGUACUGGCUGUGUAAUAGCAGCUCUUGAAUGGCAUCCAAGGGAGAACAUUUUGUCAUAUGCAUGGCAUCCAUGGGAUUCAUCACUGAUUGUAACAGCAGGUAUCACAGGUGAAGGUGACUUGUAUCUUUGCAACAUUGAAAAAGUCAGUAUUGUAGCAAAAUAUACAGCUGGAGAUGGAUGUCUAUCAAAGGUUAUAGCCUUAACUUGGAGUCCUGUUACUGCUGAACUUGUAGUGAGCAUGCAAGUAAAUCGUAACUCAAAUGAUGCAGAUGUUGUCUGGAAGACUGAAAUAUUGGUACUUGCUAGUCUUACUAAGGUUGUCGACAAACUUGACAUGGAAGGUACUCACUGUCAUAGUCCAUACCUUUUGUGGAGUCCUGAUGGACAUGACAUUGCCACUGCCAGCUCUGAUGAGACACUGCGAAUCUGGAAUUUUCUUGGUGUGGAAAAAAGGAGAUGCCCAUUCCCAGCUCAUAAGAAACUAUUUAAAAAGCCUAGAUUAAAUAUCAGAAGCUGUUGUCUUACACCUUUUAAUUAUAUUAGCUGUAUUAUUCGUUGA
Messenger RNA from Schistocerca nitens (vagrant locust), 1011 nucleotides. RefSeq lists its product as uncharacterized. Gene Ontology annotation, cellular component: anaphase-promoting complex. The transcript has 6 exons. The record is from RefSeq and is a predicted model, not a curated record. NCBI's taxonomy places the organism in Eukaryota, Metazoa, Arthropoda, Insecta, Orthoptera, Acrididae. The coding region runs from base 1 to 1011 and encodes 336 amino acids. Gene Ontology annotation, molecular function: anaphase-promoting complex binding; protein binding; ubiquitin ligase activator activity. Gene Ontology annotation, biological process: positive regulation of ubiquitin protein ligase activity; anaphase-promoting complex-dependent catabolic process; positive regulation of anaphase-promoting complex-dependent catabolic process.